AUGCCGUCAAAAUAUGGUAAUGGGUCUGGAACAGGACGGUUUGUUAAGAACUCAACGGUAAAGUCAGAAUUUAAGAAUAAUGGAUAUAAUAGAGCAGAUGCAAUCGAUCCUCUGAUUGCAAAUAACCCUAUGUUGAACGAUUCUAUACAAAAGCGAGAAUUGGUUAACAGAAUAGAUCAGUUGGAUUCUAUUAUGGGGUUUGACAGAAUCGAACAUGGUGAAAUGGAUGGUGCUAAACCACGAAAGGGAUGGCUCAUAAAUAUGCAUGCUACCACAAUACCUACUGAUGAAUAUUUGGCGGGAUACUCUGGGGUAGAUUAUUACUUUUUAGAUGAGGAAGGUGGAUCAUUCAAGGCAACGAUACGAUAUGAUCCAUAUUUUUAUUUGGUAAUAAUACCAGGCCACGAAUCAGAGGUAGAAGAAAUGCUUAGAAAAAUCUUGGAACCUUGCAGUUUGAAAGGAUUGCUGAGGGUUGCCAAGGAGGAUUUAUCAUUACCCAACCAUUUAGUGGGUUUAAAAAAGACCUUAGUCAAAUUAAGCUUUCAUAACGUUGUGGACCUUUUGAGUGCCAGAAGAUUGCUCAAUCCUAUAAUUAAAGACAACAAGAUGAAGAGAGAUACUAGAGAUAUCUAUCAAGUGAUGAACUUCAACAACGUAAAUAAUGCCAACGGCACAGAGAUUCACACAAAUUUCAAUGAUAAGGGUUCUGAGCAAAUCGCGGAUCCGUCGACAUUAAUAGAUGAUAUUAGAGAAUAUGAUGUUCCUUAUCAUGUUAGAGUGUCUAUCGAUGAAAGUAUCAGAGUUGGAAAAUGGUACGACGUUUUUGUUAAACAUUCAGAAGUAAGAUUAGAAGAGGAUAAAGAAAAAAUUGCCUUUGCCGAUCCAGUUAUUUUAGCUUUUGAUAUAGAAACAACGAAAGCUCCUCUAAAGUUUCCGGAUGCAAAAACAGAUCAAAUCAUGAUGAUAUCUUAUAUGAUUGAUGGUGAGGGUUUUUUAAUCACUAAUAGAGAAAUUAUAUCCGAAGAUAUUGAAGAUUUUGAAUAUACUCCAAAACCAGAAUACCCUGGUUUGUUUACUAUUUUCAAUGAACCAGACGAAAAGAUGGUUUUAGUAAGAUUUUUUGAACAUAUAAGAGAUUCUAGACCUACAGUGAUUGCCACUUUCAAUGGUGAUUUUUUUGAUUGGCCAUUCGUGGAAAAAAGAACUACAUUUCAUGAUAUGGAUAUGUUUGAAGAAAUUGGGUUUGCAAAAGAUAAUGAUGGUGAAUAUAAAUCGAAGUACUGUGUGCAUAUGGAUUGCUAUAGAUGGGUUAAAAGAGAUUCUUAUUUACCUCAAGGUUCACAAGGUUUAAAGGCAGUUACUACCGCAAAAUUAGGUUAUAAUCCAACAGAAUUGGAUCCAGAACUCAUGACUCCUUAUGCUUACGAAAAACCACAACUAUUGUCUGAGUACUCCGUCUCUGAUGCGGUUGCAACAUAUUACUUAUAUUAUAAGUAUGUUCAUCCUUUUAUUUUCUCUUUAUGUACUAUUAUUCCAUUAAAUCCAGAUGAAGUUCUAAGAAAAGGUACAGGUACCUUAUGUGAAAUGUUAUUAAUGGUUCAAGCCUACGAGAACGAAAUUGUUUUGCCCAACAAACAUACGGAACCAAUUGAAAGAUUCUAUGAUGGUCAUUUGUUAGAGUCUGAAACUUACGUUGGUGGGCACGUUGAAUCGCUAGAGGCUGGUGUUUUUCGUAGUGAUUUACCUAAUGAUUUCAAAAUAGACCCAACAGCAGUUGAUGAGAUAUUAGGUGAUUUACAUAAUGCAUUAAAGUUUUGUAUUGAAGUUGAAAAUAACAAAAAGGUAGAAGAUGUUGAAAACUACGAUGAGAUUUAUAACCAGAUUAAGGAUAGUUUGGUUAACUUAAGGGAAAAUCCUAUUAGGAAUGAAAAUCCUUUAAUUUUUCAUGUUGAUGUCGCUUCAAUGUAUCCUAAUAUCAUGACUUCUAAUAGAUUACAACCAGAUUCGAUGAAAUCAGAAGAAGAUUGUGCUGCUUGUGAUUUCAAUAGACCUGGUAAGAGUUGUGAUCGUAGAUUGCCUUGGUCUUGGAGAGGUGAAUACUAUCCCGCUGAAAUGAAUGAAUACGGUAUGAUAAAGAGAACAUUACAAAACGAAACCUUCCCUCCAGCAAAAUCAUGGCUUCCUCCUAAAACAUUUGAUGAGUUAUCGUACUCAGAACAAGCUCUGUUAAUCAAAAAGAGAUUGAGCGAUUAUUCGAGAAAAGUAUAUCAUAGAAUAAAGCAGUCUAAAACUGUCACUAGAGAAGCAAUUGUUUGUCAGCGUGAAAACCCAUUUUACGUUGAUACUGUUAGAUCAUUUAGGGACCGUCGUUAUGAAUUUAAAACAUUAGCUAAAGUGUGGAAAGGUAAAACUGCAAAGAUAGACAAAAAUGAUACAAUCGGAAAAGAUGAAGCUAAGAAGAUGGUGGUUUUAUACGACUCCUUGCAAUUAGCGCAUAAAGUCAUUUUAAACUCCUUUUAUGGUUAUGUAAUGAGAAAAGGUUCUCGUUGGUACUCAAUGGAAAUGGCUGGUAUUACUUGUCUUACAGGAGCAACUAUAAUUCAAAUGGCUAGGUCUUUAGUUGAAAGGUUAGGAAGGCCAUUAGAAUUAGAUACUGAUGGUAUUUGGUGUAUUUUACCUAAAUCGUUCCCCGAAAACUAUUACUUUAAAUGUAAAGAUGGUAAGAAAAUCUUUCUUGAAUACCCAUGCUCUAUGUUGAACUAUUUGGUUCAUGAUAAAUUCACCAAUCAUCAAUAUCAAGACUUGGUUGAUCCUAACACUUUCAAGUAUAAGACUAGAUCUGAAAAUUCAAUUUUCUUUGAAGUUGAUGGUCCAUACAAAGCAAUGGUUUUACCCACAUCUAAAGAGGAAGGAAAAGGGUUAAAAAAAAGGUACGCAGUGUUUAAUGAUGAUGGAUCAUUAGCUGAAUUGAAGGGUUUCGAAUUGAAAAGAAGAGGUGAACUACAAUUGAUUAAAAACUUUCAAUCUGACAUUUUUAAAUUGUUCUUGGAAGGUGACAGCUUAGAAAAUUGUUACAAAUCUGUGGCUACAGUAGCAAAUAAUUGGCUAGAUGUUUUAGAUACCAAAGGAGGUAUGUUGGAGGACGAGGACUUAAUUGAACUUAUUUGUGAAAAUAGAAGUAUGUCAAAAAGUUUGUCAGAAUAUGGAAACCAAAAGUCUACUUCAAUCACGACAGCGAAAAGAUUGGGUGAAUUUCUUGGUGAAGAAAUGGUUAAAGAUGCUGGUUUGGCAUGUAAAUAUAUCAUUAGUUCCAAACCAAUUGGAAGCCCCGUCACAGAAAGAGCAGUUCCAGUCUCUAUUUUUUCUUCGGAGAAGAAAGAGUAUUUUUUGAAGAAGUGGUUGAAAGAUCCGUCGUUAGAAAAUUUUGAUCCAAGAAGUGUUAUCGAUUGGAACUAUUACUAUGAACGUUUGGCUUCUGUUGUUCAAAAAAUUAUCUCUAUUCCAGCAGCAUUACAAGAUGUAAAGAAUCCAGUUCCAAGAGUACCACAUCCUGAGUGGUUACAAAAGAGAAUCAGCUCCAAAGAAGAUAGCAAACAGCAAUCAUCAAUUUCAUCAUUUUUCGGUCAAGCUACAAAGAAAGAAGUAUUACAGAAACAGAUUAAAUCAAUCCAAGACAUAGAAGACUUUGGAGAACUAGACGCCUCUAUUCCGAAAGGACGAGUUAGCAAGGUAACAUCAAGAAAGAGGAGAAGUGGAAAGGCAAACAAUGUCUCUGAUUCUGAAGAAGAGGAGAGAAACAGUGCCAUUUUAAAUGGCGAAUGCCCAUCAAUGACUGUAGAUUAUGCUGGAUUCUUACAAUAUCAAAAGGCUAAAUGGAAAGUCCAAGAGAAAACCAGAGAAAGAAGAAAGAAGCUAUUUGGAUCAAAUGCAGAAUCUUCUCAUAGGUCUUCAGUUGGUGGAAUUAUUCGAAGACAAGCUGAAAAUAUUGCUGGCUCUGAUUGGGAGAUCCUAGAAUAUAAAGCGGACCCAUCUAAACCGGGUGAUAUUAAAGUAUACGUCCUGGCUAGUAAUAAGGUACACUCUUUCACUUUUCAUAUACCAAAAAAGAUAUAUGCUAGUUUCAAGACUGAGUUAUCACCUAAGAAAACUAUCAGAAACUGUGAAAUUGAAAAAUCAACAGCUGUGUUACCAAAUGGUCAUGACGGUUCUAACUUAUACAAGUUAACUAUGCCGGAAGAAACUUAUUUAGAGGAGUCUACAAAAGUUGAAAGUUUGUUACAGGAUUCAAAUAUUUUGGGACUUUAUGAAACUCAAGUUGGAGCAGUAGAAAGGGCAAUUAUCGAUUUAGGCAACAAUAUCAGAUUCGAUGACACUAAGGUUGGAGCUUUAGGUAAAGGUUUGAAAAACGGGUUUAAUAAGAAGGAUUUAAUGAAAGUAGAAAGGGAUUCUUAUUUGAAGCGCUUUGGUAUGGACAUUAUCUAUUUUUUACACCUUGUAACUAAUAGUUAUGAAUUCUUUAUCAUUUUUAAAUCCUGGGAAAAUUCAGCAAGCAUAUUUGUAUUAAAGCCAUCUGCAAAUGCACAGGAGUUACCACCUAAUAUGGACAAAAUAUAUAGGGAGAUAUUUGAAGCCAAGAAAGACAAAUUGGGCAAAAUGUACAGCAUUAUUGAAUACCCCGAAGAAAUGAAAUUUGAGCAUACUUAUUUCCAUGACACGGGCAAAAUAUUUAAGAAGAUGGACAAUUGCAUAAGCAAAAUAUAUGAGAGUAGAAGCAAUAGAGCAUUACUCGCAGUACAAUCUCCUUAUACAACAAAAGUCUUGAACCUUUUAAAGUCAACAGCGAGCUUUCCAACUAUAAAAAUGAAUAUAAGUGAACUUUCACUACCUGCUGUUGGAUGGCAGUCGUUGAUUAUUAAGAGAGUUGUUAAUCAUUACUUUGUAUUGGCAUCAUGGAUCAAAAAAUUGAUUUCUUUGGCUAAGUAUGGUAACGUUCCUUUAUGUAAUUUACAAAUUGAGAAUAUGGGGUAUUUAAUCGACAUCGAAUAUGCCAGAAGAUUAAGCCAGAACAAUAUAGUGUUAUGGCUUUCAUCACGGCCAUUGCCAGACCAUGGUGGAUUCGAGAUGGAUAAAGCCCAAGACUUUGAAAAUUUGGAAUUUCCUACUAUCAAUAACCCAGAAAUUUAUGAAACAGCUUGUUUGGAAGUUGAGAUCGGUACCCUAACAAUUAAUACGAUUUUGACUAGCGCAUUAAUUAAUGAAGCUGAAGGGACCGACUUAGCUGAUGAUGUAGUUCAAUUUGAUAAUAAUAAUGGAGCUUCUACAAUCGCUGAAGAUUCGUUUUCUACGCCCGCAUUAGGUAUAUUGCGAGGAAUGGUUAAAGAUUGGUGGGAUGAUGCAUUAAAAAAUAAUGAUAACGCUGAUUCUAUGAUGAAUAACUUAGUAACUUGGGUCCAAAGAUCAGAUUCUCUUUUGUAUGAUUAUUCUUUGCAUUACCAUGUUCACAACUUAACUACUAAGGCAUUAUUACAAUUGAUUGGUGAAUUUAAAAGAAUGAAUGCACAAGUCAUUUUUGCUAAUAGAAACAAGAUGCUUAUACAAACAACUAAAGUUUCCAUUGAGAAUUCAUAUGCUUAUGGUCAGUACAUCCUUAAGGCUGCCAGAUCAAAACCAUUGUUCAACUUUUUAGAUUUGAGAAUUGUUAAAUACUGGGAUUUAUUAGUUUGGAUGGAUGAAUAUAACUUCGGUGGUAGAUGCUGUACGGAAAUAACCAAUGAUGAAGUGCAAAACUUGAUACCUGUGAACAAAUGGCAGAUUACGAAAUUUUUGCCUGUCAUUUUUCAAAAUGAAUUUGAAGAUUGGCUAAUUAUAUUCUUAGAUUCAUUGACUAAAUUUAAAAACGAUACAUUAAUCCCUGGUACUCAAACUGGUACACCAAGAGUCACUCAGAUUGCGCAUAUAUUAAAGGGCCAGAAAAAGCUUGAUUCAAAUGAGGCAGAAGAGGAGAGCAUUUCAAACGGAGUGAUGGAACUAUUUAGAAAGCCAUUACAAAAGAGGAUAGAAAAAUUGGCACGCCGUCAAAACGAAUCAAUCCUUAACCCAGAAUUAAGACAAGAAUAUGACUUUCCUAAAUUACCUGGUUCUUGUACGAGUAUGAAAAAUCCUUCCUUGGAACUAGUUAAGUUCUUGUGCGCCGUGUUUGGGUUAUCAAGAAAGAGAAACAUAGAAGUUAGACUUUUUAGAAGGGAGUUAUUAUCAAUUUUUGAUAUCAAAGAAUUUAGUGAUGAAGCAGCCUUCAAAAAUCCAAGCAGCUCUUUGAAAAUUCCCCAUGUUAUAUGCGAUUAUUGUAACUAUAUUAGAGAUAUUGAUUUCUGUCGUGAUGAAGAGAAGAAUAUUUGGAAUUGCAGUAAUUGCAAUAAAACGUACAAUCGAGUGGCAAUCGAAGAGGAACUCGUAGCCCAAUAUAAUAAAUUGCUAACCAAGUUCUACAUUCAGGAUCUUAAAUGUUCUAAGUGUCAUCAAAUCAAGAGUGAUAACAUGAGUGAGUAUUGUAAGUGCUCUGGGAAAUGGACAGAGACUUUAAAAUAUACAGAAGUGGAUAAGAGACUCCAAAUAUUUUCUAACGUUGGUGAAUUUUUCAAUUUACAGUUACUUAAAGGUAUAAUUGAAGAACUUGCGUUAUAA
This is a messenger RNA of Debaryomyces fabryi, 6681 nucleotides long. It is a transcript of the gene POL2, whose product is annotated as DNA polymerase epsilon catalytic subunit. Gene Ontology annotation, biological process: nucleotide-excision repair, DNA gap filling; leading strand elongation; base-excision repair, gap-filling. Gene Ontology annotation, cellular component: epsilon DNA polymerase complex; nucleus. Gene Ontology annotation, molecular function: nucleotide binding; DNA binding; zinc ion binding. The transcript has a single exon. The coding region runs from base 1 to 6681 and encodes 2226 amino acids. The record is from RefSeq and is a predicted model, not a curated record. Lineage: Eukaryota; Fungi; Ascomycota; Pichiomycetes; Serinales; Debaryomycetaceae.